Molecule: messenger RNA, 1199 nt
Organism: Telopea speciosissima
Lineage: Eukaryota; Viridiplantae; Streptophyta; Magnoliopsida; Proteales; Proteaceae
Product: GDSL esterase/lipase At5g33370-like
Exons: 6
Coding region: 48-1160 (370 amino acids)
Biological process (GO): lipid metabolic process
Molecular function (GO): lipase activity
Source: RefSeq, a predicted model, not a curated record
CUUAAGAGUUUUUGCAUUUUUCAGGGUUGUCCAAAACUCUGAUCUCCAUGGAGUUUCCUUUGGCUUUCCUGAUAGUAGUUUUUCUAGGGAUAACUACUCUUGUCUCUCAAGUAGAGGCCCGUGCAUUCUUCGUCUUCGGUGAUUCACUUGUCGAUGCUGGUAACAACAAUUACUUGGCAACCACUGCUCGUGCUGAUUCGCCUCCUUAUGGCCUUGACUACCCGACUCGUCGACCCACUGGUCGUUUCUCCAAUGGACUUAUCAUCCCAGACAUUAUCAGUGAGUCUAUUCGUGAGGAGUCUGUAUUGCCCUACUUGAGCCCACAACUCACAGGAGCCAGACUACAAAAUGGUGCUAACUUUGCUUCGGCCGGGAUCGGAGUUCUUAACGACACCGGAGUCCAAUUCGUAAACAUAAUUAGAAUGCCAAGGCAAUUGGCGUAUUUUCAGGAACACCAACAGAGAGUGACUCAACAAAUUGGAGCUGCACGGACAAAGCGGCUAGUGAACCAAGCACUUGUUCUUAUUACAGUUGGUGGCAAUGACUUUGUUAACAAUUACUAUUUGGUUCCAGGCUCAGUUAGAUCUCGUCAAUAUUCUCUCCCUGAUUACGUUCGCUUUGUCAUUUCUGAGUAUAAAAAGCUUCUAAAGAGGCUGUAUGACUUGGGGGCUCGUAGUGUUCUUGUGACUGGAACUGGACCUCUAGGUUGUGUUCCAGCUGAGCUUGCCCAGAGGAGCCGUGACGGCUCUUGUGCCGCUGACCUGCAACAAGCUGCCGCCCUCUACAACCCUCAACUCGUUCAGAUGAUUAACCAACUCAACGGGGAAAUCGGUACUCGGGUUUUCUUCGCCGUUAAUGUGCAACGGAUGAGAACUGAUUUCAUCAGUAACCCUCAAGCAUAUGGUUUUGUCACAUCAAAGAUCGCAUGUUGUGGGCAAGGACCUUACAAUGGGCUUGGACUCUGCACAGUUGCUUCAAACCUUUGUCCAAACCGAAAUAUUUAUGCAUUUUGGGAUCCAUUCCACCCAAGUGAACGGGCGAACCGGUACAUCGUCCAACAGAUCCUUUCCGGCACCAACGAUUAUAUGUACCAUGGGAAUCUAAGCACCAUCUUGUCCACCAUUGAUUCCAGAGUUGCUGCUAUUGAUUCCAAGGUCUAAUAGUUCAUGUUUUCUGUCAAGUUUGCCGGCGAGAUCGAU